Messenger RNA from Stylophora pistillata, 2459 nucleotides. RefSeq lists its product as uncharacterized. Gene Ontology annotation, molecular function: protein binding. Lineage: Eukaryota; Metazoa; Cnidaria; Anthozoa; Scleractinia; Pocilloporidae. The record is from RefSeq and is a predicted model, not a curated record.
CUCAUUACGCUUACUGUUGUUUUAAAGACGUCACUGACGUUUUUCCUUGGUAAAGUGUAUUAAAAUAAUCCCGAUGGCGGCUACACGCGAAGCAAAGCAUUUGCAGCGCUUAAAAGCGCUGUACGCUGCUGGGAGAUUCGCUCCAAACGUUCUGGACCAGCAAGGACUGUGUCACAUUCACCAUGCGAUUUAUCGUGGUUAUCUAGUGUGUGCAAAAUGGCUCGUUAAACAUGGAAGCAGCCUGACAGCUAGGUCAGCUGAGGGCUCGGUACCAGCUCAUUACGCGGCCGCCGGUGGCCAUCUUGAAUGUCUCAAGUGGAUUCACCGAAAGGCUUCUAAAAGCAUCUCUUUAACGGAUAACAAUGGCGUUACACCACUUUAUUUCUCAGCCCAAGAGGGUCAUUUAAACUGCUUGGUAUGGCUCGCAAAGCACUCGGGGACAUUUUCCCGAGAGAUGUCUGUAGAUGGUAUGACCGCUGUCCAUGCAGCGGCUCUUGAGGGUCAUUUGGGCUGCCUGGUGUUUCUGCUAAGCUCCGCUGGCUGUAGUGCGCUGGGUCGGGACAGGGCUGCGAACACGCCUUUACAUUACGCGGCAGCUUGUGGCCGCCGUUCCUGCGUCGAGUGGCUCCUGGGUAACAUUAGCAGAUUAGGUAAUGAGACAAAUAAACUUGGCUCCAGUCCUUUACAUGUAGCUGCACAAAACGGUCAUCUAGAGGUGGUAAAACUCCUUAUUCGAGGGGGUGUGGCAAUCAAACUUCGCGACAGAUUGGGUAGAACCCCAUUCGAAGUUGCUGUAGAGAGUGGAAAUGAAGCUUGCGCAAACUUCCUAUGUCAGGCCGAGGGUAUGAAUGGCUUAAUGAGUGGGAACCACAGCCUCAAACGAGUUCGCUUUGAGAGAAAAGCGAUCGAACGAGACCGUCGCUCCGAACAAGCUUCGAUUCAUCAGCAAUCCAGUCAAGCUUCUUCCGAGCGCAAAUUAUUAGAAGAAGAAAAUACAAUACAAACUCAACAUUUAUUAUACAAGAAUAGCGUCGAUGCCAGUGUUUCUCUGAAUCAUCAUGGCAAUCUUAGAAUGGAAAGAGACAGAAGCAACACCCCUAAAAGGGUUGCCUAUACGGAUCAAAAGUACGCCGGUCGGCUUCCCCAAGGAUUUGACCCUUCUUUGGGAGACUUGCACGUUAAAGGUCACGCAACAAGAAGCAGCUUAUUGCCUUGGUCUCGUGUUUACCGAAUGACACAAUCGACGGAGUCGUUACCUAGUCCUCAUCAACCAAAGGUUUAUGCUUCUUAUUCACUCUCGGACACAAAUGGCCGGGAAGAUUCGUCUCCUGAGCGACAAUUUACAAGCUCGCAACAUUACGUGGUAACAAAUUAUAAAGAUGUUUCCCCAGAGAAACAAAACACAUCUUUCUUUUCCAGAAUCGUUUCAUGGAGAAAGAGCAAGGACCUAUUUCCAGAAGACUUUGAUCGUUUCGACGACAUCGUUGAAACUAGCACACAGAGGGGAAAUUUCAUUAAGCGACUCUACAAAUUCUCAAAGAGGAAAGUGACAAGGUCAUCAAGCUUUGCGCUCGAGAGUUUGUCAGAUAAUGUUCAAAGAGAAAGACGAAACAGCUUUGUGGUGUCAGGAAACGAUGAGUUUUUAUCUGGUUUUGUCACCGACCCAGUCGGAGAUCCAACUAGACAAGAAGGAAAAGGUGAAAAACUCGAUCAACAGACACAUAAGGUAGAAACUUCUGUGAAUUGUAUGUAUGGUAUUAAAGGCGACUCAUCGAAAAAUGAACUAAAGUCGAGAGGAGGAAAAAAGACUCGCAAACGCCAUACGGAAACUAUUCCACGGGAAAACUCCCUGAUUUGGUGAACGCGGAAUUUAUCGCGUUCGAGCUCAAUGCUGAAUAGGAUUUGACUGCGAGAACCAAUCCAUUCUCGUCGGUUCCAAGAUCAGUCAUUUUUUACGAGGGCUGAAUAAGAUAACUAAGUGUUUCUCUGUCUUUUCUGUAACAGAAGUAAGCGAAUGUAAAAUGGAAAAUAGCCAACUGCAUUACAUUAUCUAGGGCUUUGUAGGGUCAGAACUGUAAUAUUGCCCACGGGCACGACCAGCAAUAUCAUGACAUGCCUUAAUAAAGCAUCCGUCAUCGAAACAAAUAUAUUCAAAUUAAGGAGGAUGCCAUGAUUCAAAACUUUUGUUGUUCGUGACAUUUAUCCUGUUCUUACCCGCUAGCCUACCAACGUAAACAUCGUCCAGUCUAAAGAACGGCGAAAAAAAGAACUCUUAAAUAAAAGCAACACGGCGCUUGCAAAAAACUAAUGAAACGACCGACUUAGAUGAAAUCAACCAGCAAUGAAAAUUGACUAACGAAAGCAAUGUACAUACUGGCGAAAAUACAUUUAUAAGACUGGUACCGAGUAUUGUAGGGGUCGUUACCAAGCCUAGACGCGGUAGCCAAGCGUGAGUUCAG